CUGAAAUUUUGUAGACUGUUAACAAAUUUACAAGCGGUUACUAGCACAUUUUUUUUAAAAAUCCGCAAAGAUGAAAUUCGAUAUUCAUAUAUCUGGACCAAAAUUAAGUAUACAUCAUAAAACUAUAUCCGAAAUUUUUAUGGCACAAUUAAAUAACAGCAGUGAUACUUUUGGAGUAAGAAAUUUAAAAAAAGUUAAUUUUAUACUUUACACAUUUAUAAAAUGUUCCGUAAAUCUAAUUAACUCCAGAUCGACUGUUCUACCGGAAUAGAAUAUAGUUAUCCAAAACUAAAAAAUGACGUUUUAUCAGUGGCUACAACACUUCAAAAGGAGAAUGUUGGAUAUGGAGAUAUCGUAAUGACAAUAGACUAUGGCUCGUAUGAAGGACAGGUAGUUUUAUUGGCUGGAAUUUUGGUCGGAGCAACCGUCACUGCGUUAGAUUAUAAUUUAAGAAAGAGUGAGCAUUUCAAAUAUAAUUUAAUUUCAUAUUAAUAUGUUUGAUUAAAUUUUUAAUGCAUAUUUUAUAAUUUUCUAGAACAUCUGCUAAAGCUUAUUAACGAAUCUAAACCAGAAGUAAUGUUUUGUAGUGAUUAUAGUACAAAGACAAUAGCAGAUAUUUUAUAUGAUAUAGUGCAUAAACCAGCAUUUAAAAUUUCCAAAUCAGUCUACGAUGGUUUUACUACUUAUUCAAGUAUCAUUGCGUCGUCAACGAAUUUGUUUGUACAGCCAUCAAAAUCAGUUAAUAAAAAUCGUCCAUGUGCUUUAAUAUAUUCAAGUGGUACUACAGGAGUGCCGAAGGGAAUAUAUUUGUCUGAAGAUGCCAUCAAAUACGCUCUAACGUCAUUUAAGUAAAUACUCUAACUAUAUUUUGUUAUUAGGUAUCUACUACUACCUAUGUCACUGACGUUGCGUGUAGUAUUCUAACAAAAUAAUUAUAAUCAAUCAUAUUUUCAAGGACACUUCUACUGGAGGAACCUGUGGAAAAUAGAUUUAUGAUAACAUCUCCUAUAUUUUGGUACACUGGAUUUUUAUUAUUGAUGCUAAGCAUUCAUUUUGGAAAACCUAGACUAUUUUUCUCAUCAAGGCCGUCUGCUGAACAAAUACUUUGUUCGAUAGAAAAAUUCAAAGUAAAUAUUACAUUAAAAUAUGUGAUUUUAACACAUUAUGGGUAUCCACUAAAUAUGUCUAAUUUAAUUAAAAUAUAAUAAUCAUCACUUAACUAUUAACCUGGAAUAGUUUUAAUACCUAUUAGCAUUGAUUAUAAAUAAUCAAUGAUAUUAGUUAUUGUCUUUUUGGCUUGAACAAUGAAUACCAUUGUCGUUGUCUAAUAUGGUUAUUGAUAUCGCAUAGUUUUUGAUAAUAUUCACGUAAUAAAUAAUAAUCGAUGUCGUAAUAUUGUAGCCGACAUUUACGAUGACGGGCGUUUCAGCAAUCAAUGAGAUGAUGUGUUGCCAAAUGGCGAACGGUCACAAAUAUAAUAUUGAAAGUUUGACUUCGCUCAUGAUCGGUGGAUCUCCAAUGCGACCAGAAUUACAAGAAACGAUUACUGAAAACUUAUUGCAUGGGAGAAUACCGAUAAAACAAGGGUAUGGAAUUACAGAACAGGGAGUUGUAGCCGUUUGGCCAAUGCAAUCGGAUAUCAACACUGUUAAAACCGGUUCUGUCGGAAGACCAGCGGCUGGAAUACGAAUCAAAGUAAUAAAAGUCGACAAAAAAAAAAUAUCUAUCGCAAUUUGUUUCUAUAAAUAAUAAAUACAUAUUUUCCCCCUAUUAGAUCGUCAGCUUAGAAACCGGUGAAUGUGUAGGGCCUAAUGUGAAAGGUGAAAUUUAUGUGAAAUCAGUGUCCAAUAUGAUCGGUUAUGCGUAUGAUAUGAAAAAAAACGUAUUGUCGUACGACGAACACGGUUGGUUUAAGACCGGUGAUGUUGGCUAUUACACGAACGACUGUUGUCUGUUCAUUGUCGGUCGGAUAAAAGAGUUGAUGAUUUAUAAGGGCCUGAGAGUACGUAUUAAUAAUAAUUUAUUGAAUAUAAUGUCAUUUAGUUUGGAUCCUGUUAUUUUUUAUUACGUGCAGGUGACUCAAUACGAUUUGACAAUAUGCAAUAGGUAACUAUUUAGUUCUGUUAAAAAAAAAUACAUGUUAUUAUUAUUAUUAUUAUGAUUAUCGCGCUAAAAAUAAAAUAACUCUUUGUCGAAUUUUACCUGAAAAUAGAGACUGUUGCAUAGUGUUGUGUCUGUACAUAUCUUUUUCCGCUACUUUUGUAAACUUUAAGCGGCUUCUUUUUUUACCAAAUGAGUUUAAAUUCGAGAGUUAGACUUGUUUUAAAAGCUGAUUUAAGUCAGUGCUUGAAUUCCCUCCCCUCCCGGGGGGGGCGCAAGGAAAGGAGUUCCUCUAAUGUUUAUUUUUGUUUUGUUUUUUUAUUUUUCCAAUUCAAGCAUUUUAACUUAUAGUGAUAGAAUAUCGGUUGAAUUUCACCAUGUCAUUCUGUGAGAAGGCUAGAGUAUAUUUUAAAUAGCUUUGUUUGUAUACUCUCCUAUAAAACCUCAAAAUUAAGCUAUCCGUGAAAUCUUGUCUAGUAUAAAUAUUAAUGACGUGUCUUUUGGGGUGUUAACUUUCAACGUCCUUCCCAGCCAUUUUUAUGAUCAUACUGAAAUAGUGAAAUUUAAUAAAACUCUAGCAACUAUUUUAGAUUAAUAGAAAAAUUAUAUUAAUUUAUUUUAUAUUUUUAGGUAGACAUUUUCUGUGGAGUAGUCAGGGUUUUUCAAUGAAGAGGCAGGUUUAGGAUUAAGGUCUUUACAGUAGGUAGGUAUAUAUAGAACAUAUUUUUAAUUUUACUGCUUUAAAAUACCUGCUUUAUUUAAAACAUUUUUAAUAAAGUCAACAAUUUUAAUUUUAAUUACAUUGCAUAAACCGUAAUUUUCUUAUUUUCAUCUCUAAUUUAUUUAGGAUAUCAUCAAGGUCUAUCAUUAUAUCACUGUGUAUUGUAUAUGUUCAUCAGUCAAUUUACUCUCACACGUGAUGUUUCGCCAAUAUGUUUUUAAUUUUUUUAAUGUUGAAAAAGAUCGUUCACUGCUAACAAAUGUAAUUGGGAGGGUUGCUAAAAUCUAUAGAAGUUUGAAAGUAGAAGGUAAAAUUGUUAUACCUAUUACCUACAUUUUUGAAGAACGUCGAUUUUAGUAAAUCUCGAGCUUCUGUAAAUUUGUAUUACUGCAUUUUAAUUUCACUCACAGCUUCUAACAAAAAUUUUUUAUCAGAAGUCUUUUUCAUUUGAACACUUUUGGUCGUCAGUGGUUUGAAUAGCUUCAAUCAGAUCUAUAUUCUAUGCCUGAAGAAAGUUGCUUAAUGGUAAACCCAUGCUCAACACGUUUCCAAGUAUAUAAACUACUAAUAUAAAUUCUAAUUUUCUUAGCGCACACAUCAAUUGGAAUGCUCAUGAUGAAGCAUCGUUAUCAAGCCAAGUACGAAUUUCUGAUAAACUUUCAAUUAUUACAUCAAAUAACUCAAGGAAAAUAAUUAUUGAAUCAUGUCGGUCUAUCCAGCUUGUUGGACAAAACAGUUUUAAACGGUUAUGUGUUGAUAAGGACCAUGCACGUAUUAUUCGAAUAUCGUGCUAGUCCAAUUUGAUGUUAAGUAUACAACGAAUAGUACCUAAUGGUUAUUUAAUAAAUAAGAAAUCAUAACUAUCAAGUUCCGCAACUAUAGUAGGGAGCUAGAAAAAUGAGCCUUGACUACCACGACCCGUUGUUCUUACUCACCGUUAUAGCCAUCGGUUCUCUAGGAUUAUACUGCUCCCCCGAUUACAGUCAUGACUCAUGGUGCACGGUAGGCGGCAGGCGGUAGCUAUACGAUACAGAGAAAAUCUUCUCUACAGCCAGCCUUUUUAAUCUUACUUACCUAAAGCUAAUAAAAAAUAUCAAUGGGAGAGGUUAAAACACCUCCUCGCCUUUCUAUGCCACUGUGUAGGCAUUCUAUUACUAUUAAUAGAACAAAAUUGAUUGCAUGUUGUCAAUUGUCCAAUCAUCCUGUAUACCUAGGUAUUCAUUAGGUAUCCCGAAGAUAUAAAUAUAUACAAUUAUUUUUUACAGAUAGCUCCGACCGAUGUAGAAACAGUUUUACUAAACCACCCUGACGUACUUGACGCAGGAGUUUCUAGCAAAGAUUGUUUGUACGGGGAUUUAUUAGUAGGACUCGUCAAAGUAAAACCCGGUCAACAUAUAGAACCCGUUCGACUAGUAUCUUACGUUAACGGUAAAACAAUUAUUUUUUAAGUUUAUAUACACAAAUGCCCAAUUUAAUUCUACUGCGUUGUUGGUGAAAUAUUGUUUCAGAAAGAGUAGAAGACCACGAGAAACUGCGUGGCGGUGUGCUAUUCGUAAAUGAAAUACCUAGAACACUGGCUGGUAAAUUGAAACGAGAUGAACUUAAAAUGUUGAUCGAAUCAACUUGAUAAAAUUAAAAUAAAAUCUUCACGGAUAUUUCAAAAGACCAUAUUUCGAUUACAUACAGUUAUGUUGUCUAUUUUAUUUUUUGUUAGCUAAAUAAUUAAUGGUAUACUAAAUGUCAAUGUCUAAUGAGGUCGUAGGUACCAUAUGCCCAUUCUAACCAAUGUAAACAUUGAUUUUUAAACGGAGUUUAUAAGAUAAUUGACCAAUUUAGCAACCAUAAACUCAGUUUAAGAUUCAGAUAAACGCCUUUUUUUUUAAUCUAUUAAAAAACAAAUUAGAAAAUAAAUACAAAUAUUAAUGGUAUCUAGGUAAUAGGUAUAUGUACGUAUUUUUAGAUUCUAAGUGUAGCGUAGAUUGUAUUGGUUUUACUAAGGUAUUUUUAUUUUUUUUUUUAAUGUGUACAAAAAUUCGACCAUAAAUCUUGCUCAGUUAUAUACGCGUGGCACCAUUUCUAAAAGGGAAUGUUGUCCAUAUAGUACUUUAGGGAGGUCAUUUUUUGAUUUUCCAAGCGGUUUUCAUAAUAUCUGUGAAAAACCAGGAUAAAACGUACGAAAAACGGAAAAUUUACAAAAAUAAUACUUUUAUUGUUUUUUCAAUUUUUUUUGAUUUGUUGUAAUUCAAUUUAAAAAUAUUCGUACAGACUUGAAAUUUAAACAGAAAAAUUAUAUUUACCUUUUCUAGACAUGGUAAAAUUUUAGAAAUAUUUUUACCAUUUUAAGCUUUUUAUAAAAAUUUUAAUAUUUUUGUUUAAAUUUAGUUUAAAAUAUUCGUAUUGACUCUAUAGACUUAAUAUUUUAACAGGAAAUUCAUAUUUGCCUCUUCUAGACGUGGUAACAUUUUCAAAAACUUUAAGCCAUUUUUAAAGUAUUUAUAGACAUUUUAAUUUUGCGAGUUUUGUACGUAAUUUUUAUUCGGUAGAUACUCUGUGGUAAAAUUGUUAGAUUUGACAGAAAUACUUGAACAGAUAACAAGAGAUUCAUUAAGAGUCUUAUUUUGUAGUCAAAAGAAGAAAAUUUGAGUUUAAUGUGGUAUUUUUUGUAAAAUUAUUGUGUAAAAAAUUAUGUGGAACAAAUAUAAUUUUUCAAUUUUUUUUUUUUGAACAUAUGUAUAUCGAUGAUUGUAAUUGAAUAAUUUUAGAAAUUAUAGCUUUUUGAAGUUAUGAUAUUAUGUGGAUAUUAUAUGUUAUGUUAAAUAACUCUAUAUUGUACUUCCGCAAGCAUUUUUGUCGUGAUCUAAUGUAUACUUGUGCCUAUUAUGAUCCUAAAGGUUCCGAGUUAAAUCAGUGUUUCGAAAAAAAAUUAUUUGCAUUUUUGUCCCUCUUUUACCUAAAUAAGGAAAAAACAAUUGCAUUUUGCAAUUGCAGAGACCCAAGCCAUCGAGCGAUGGUGAAUUCCCCGACACGCCCCAAAUGCUUUCUAAAUGAGUCUGGUGACAGCCGGCGACUCUGCAAGACUUUUCUGAACGCACUCUUAUUGCAAUGUACUUCUUAUGAGUCUGCAUUUUGGUCUGUGUAAUCAUAUCUAGAAUAUAAAUACAAAACAUGUUAUUCACAAUAAUUACACUAAACAUAUUGUAUGUAUUAAACUAUUAUAACGUGUCAUCAAAUUCACAUCAAUGUAAUUUAAACAAAGUUUUCAUAAAAAAAAUUGGUAUAACAUACUUAACAAUUUUAAAAUUUAUAUUUUGUGACAACAUUGAAAUAUAAUAUUAGUACUUACCAUUAUAUAUUGCAUAAUACACAAUUUACCUACUGUAAGCAGCAUGUAAUACUUAUGACCAGAUAUCGAUGGUAAAAUACAACAUGCCCAUUUUAUUUCAUAUUAAUUCAUGAAGGUGUUGAUUUCAUCACAAAGAAUCUAGAAACACACGUAAUUUUUUCAAACAAUAACAUCUAUAAAAAUAAGUUUAUUUUAGAAUUUACCAUAUAAAAUUUUAUUGUUCAGUAUAACAGGACAUGACUUUGAUAACAUAUUUAAAAUUUUUUUACAGAAAAGGUGCUACACUUGAAAAUUGGAGCAAAAUAUCUGGUAGAAAAUUUGUUCACAGGAAAAAAUAAAAAAUAAAAUAAACAUCAUUGUAAAACCAAUACAUUCCUCGUUCUAUUCAGAAUCUAAAAUCAUCAUCUGGUAAUAGAACAACAAAUUCGAAGAAGGUUUUUCUAUUACUUAUGUAUUUAUGUUUUAUACAUAUUAUUAUUUUUUUUU
Messenger RNA from Cinara cedri, 6650 nucleotides. The record is from the annotation of a GenBank genome assembly. NCBI's taxonomy places the organism in Eukaryota, Metazoa, Arthropoda, Insecta, Hemiptera, Aphididae.